Schistocerca piceifrons (Central American locust) is the source of this 2277-nucleotide messenger RNA. RefSeq names its product rhophilin-2 (gene Rhp). Lineage: Eukaryota; Metazoa; Arthropoda; Insecta; Orthoptera; Acrididae. Bases 171 to 2144 code for a protein of 657 amino acids. Gene Ontology annotation, molecular function: protein binding. The record is from RefSeq and is a predicted model, not a curated record. The transcript has 13 exons. Gene Ontology annotation, biological process: signal transduction; negative regulation of stress fiber assembly.
ACCAGCGCGUCCCACACUCCUCGAGCGCCGCGGUCCGCGCUUCGUGUCCCUCCUGCGUCGUCUGCCCUGACAGUCGGAGAACCCAGGCGUCUCGCGUGUUUUUGUGUUUGUGAUGCGUGUGACCUCUGCCGGCUGACCGCAAACGGUGACAUUGGCUCCAUUGUUGCGGCAUGGCGCAGGCGGCGGUGCUACGGGCGCAGAACCGGGCUAGCCACAAGGGUUCCGACCCGCGGGUCGCUACUUGCAGAGGCAAGCUCCAGAGCAAGCGCUCCAAGCUCAACCAGGAGAUCAACAAGGAGCUGCGUCUGCGAGCCGGCGCGGAGAACCUCUUCAAGGCCACAACGAACCGCAAGCUCAGGGAGACGGUAGCCCUCGAACUGAGCUUCGUCAACUCGAAUCUGCAGCUGCUCAAGGAGCAACUGGCGGAACUCAACAGCUCUGUGGAGAUCUACCAGAAUGACAGCUUGGAACCUGUUAUGCCCAUGAUCCCAUUGGGCCUCAAAGAGACCAAAGAAAUAGACUUCAGAGAUCCGUUCAAGGACUUCAUCUUGGAACACUAUAGUGAAGAUGGUUGUCAAUAUGAAGAUGCCAUUGCAGAAUUUAUGGACAUUCGACAGGCAAUGCGGACACCUCUCCGUGACAGCUCUGGUGUAGCUCUUUUAUUCCAGUAUUACAAUCAGCUGUACUUUGUGGAGAGGCGAUUCUUCCCACCAGAUAGAAGUCUGGGUAUAUACUUCGAAUGGUACGAUUCCUUGACGGGAGUGCCCAGCUGCCAGAGGACGGUGGCAUUCGAGAAGGCAUGUGUACUGUUCAACAUUGGGGCUAUAUAUACACAGAUAGGUGCCAAGCAGGACAGGCUCACAUCCAAAGGCUUAGACAGUGCCGUUGACAGCUUUUUGAGGGCAGCUGGUACAUUCCGCUACAUCCAUGAGAAUUUUACUAAUGCUCCCAGCAUGGAUUUGGGUCCCGAAAUGCUUGAUAUGUUGGUACAACUCAUGCUGGCUCAGGCUCGUGAAUGCUUAUUUGAGAAGCUUGAGCUCCAGUCAAGAGAUCGUAGAGAUAUAGAUGUUUGCCUUGACCUCUCCCAAGAAGCAGCACAGGUGUCAGAUGUCUAUGGCAAAGUCCACUCACUGAUAUCGUGUCCACCUGUUAAGGACUAUGUUCCGUACUCCUGGGUCUCACUAAUUCUUGUGAAAAGAGAACACUAUUGUGCUCUAUCACAUUUUCAUGCAGCAAAAGGCGUCCUGAGCCAGAAACUUGACUCCAUAGGUGCUCGCACACGCGAGACUCUCCAGUUUUUGCAUGCAGAAGGUGACACGAGGACACAACUAGACAUAAGACUUCCACAGGAUGAUGCAGAAAGAAAACUACUUGGUCGAGCUCAUUUGCGUGAGGCAUUACUUCUUCACGAGGAGAGUCAAAGGUUGUUCCGUAUGUGCCGAGAGCUACGUGGGAAGGCAGCCCUUUCAGUUGUUCUAAAAAUAAGUCACCAGAAUGCACUUGAAGCGUACACUACUGCUGAAGAAGAAGAUGAUUUCCGGGAGCUUCUAGAACCACCUCACAUUCUGCCAUCUACAAAGUUCCAACUAUCCUUGACACCUCCAGACUUCUCGCAACACCGAGUGGAAGACCUGUUCCGUGGUUUGGGUCCUGUUGCCAUUUUCUCUGCCAAACAUCACUGGACAGCACCACGUUCUGUUCAGUUGCAGAGGCUUGGUGGUGAAGGUUUUGGCUUCAGUGUCAGAGGUGAUGGACCAGUCAUAAUAGCUGGUGUUGACCAAGGCAGUCUAGCUGAUUUUGGUGGAAUGAAGGAAGGUGACUUCAUCGUGGCAAUUGCUGAUCAGGAUGUUAAAUGGUCCCCGCAUGAAGAAGUGGUAAAACUCAUAAAGCAGGCUGGUGAUACUUUGAGCCUCAAGCUAGUCACACCAAUGGACAGAAAUUACUUAAAGCAGCCAAAGGGUGGACCAAAAGGCUCAGUAUCAAAUAGCAGCUCAAGUUCUGGCGUAUCUAGUGGGCAACCUAGUCCUGCAGGAACUGUUGCUGGACACUCUCAUAAAAAACUCACGUGGAAUCCUUUCAAGAGAGCUUCAGGUCACAGAGACUCAAAGGAGCAGGGUUAUGAAGCCAAUGUUAUUCUCAGAUGAAUUUAAUUACCAUUUCAAGAUGAUCUGAUAAAUGUUGUAGGGAAGCGAGUAAAGCAAAAUCAAGAUCUUAAAUAUGGACAUAAAGACACAUGUUCAAUGUGCUUCUUUUCAAUUCUGUAAUCCACUUACAAAA